Messenger RNA from Acanthopagrus latus (yellowfin seabream), 4268 nucleotides. RefSeq names its product euchromatic histone-lysine N-methyltransferase 2 (gene ehmt2). The transcript has 28 exons. The record is from RefSeq and is a predicted model, not a curated record. Bases 271 to 3759 code for a protein of 1162 amino acids. Gene Ontology annotation, cellular component: nucleus. Gene Ontology annotation, molecular function: histone methyltransferase activity; p53 binding; protein-lysine N-methyltransferase activity. NCBI's taxonomy places the organism in Eukaryota, Metazoa, Chordata, Actinopteri, Spariformes, Sparidae.
UGUCUGGGGACUGGAUAUGUUAUUAUUGAAACUAGGCAAGUUACCACAUUAUAUCUAAUGUAACCAUUCAGAAUAGCAAAAAAUGCUGAAUAUCAGCUCCAGAUAAUGCAUUUGCUCCUAGUAUAAACUUUGUUCAAUGGGGAAUCCUGGCUAGAGCCUCUCGAAAGAAAUGACUCAGAAACAAAUGCAGAGUCAUUAGCUGGACCAAGUCAUGUGAAAGAAGAUAAUGUGGCCUCCACCUCAGCUGCUGUUUCCCAGAAGACAGAGCCAAUGGGUGGUAUGCCAUCGAUGCUGUCAUCUCAGCAGUCUGGAAAGGAUGCUUCCAGAGCUGGAGAGGAGGAUGAGACGUGGUCACCGUCCUCCUCUCCAAACAAACCUGCUGUAGGACAUGCAGCAAAGUCCCUUCCAUCAAUGUCGGCCUCUUCGAUGUCCCCCUCUCCUUCUACGUCCUCAUCGUUGUCCCCUGGCCGAGCAAAGAUGAGUGUUUCUGGGCCAGGUAGCAGUAAAACCGUCCAUGCCCCUGCUCCCUCCUCUUCCUCGUCAUCUUCCUCUUCCUCAUCCUCUACAUCUUCCUCCUCUGCCACGACCUCCUCAUCUCCCUCUGUCUCACCUGCCCCACCUAAGAUCCACAGGGCCCGCAAGACCAUGAACAGGCCACCACCAGCCCAGGUGAGCCACACGGAGGCACCUUCAGCAUCUUCUGCCUGCCUUUCCCCCGACUCUGAAACAGUUGCCAAAAGGAGAAAACUGGAUCAUUCAUCUGACAGAACACCUGCCAAGUCAGAGAAUAUUCCAGACAAUGCUCAGACGGUGGAAGAAACCUUAUUCCAUAAAAAGAUGGAGUCUGUUACAAAAACUUCACAAGAGAAAAACAACAGCAGCUCGGGGAGGUCGGAAGAGGAAAAAACUCGAAUUUCCAGUCCGUCCGCCCAAGAUUUAGAAAAGUUUGAAGAUAGUGGAGCAGAAGUAAGGCAGCACGCUAAAGACAUAGAGGGGUCAGUGAACAUGUCAGAUCAUAGUUCAGAGUCUGAAACACAGAGAGCCAGACAGAGUAGAAACGAGAGCGAGGAGUCGUCAAACACAGCCGACGUGGUGGAGACAGUCGGAGCAGGAAGGACGACUGAGUACACAGAGGUUCCUCUAGGCGCUCUGGACAUCGCUGCUGCUGACAGUUUGACACUUUCCCCUCAUCAUGAAGGAAGCGAUGCAGGAGACACGGAGCGGCUGGAGGAGCUUCCUCUGUGCAGCUGCAGGAUGGAGGCUCCUCGAGUGGACAGCACCAGCCACCGCAUCAGCAGACAGUGUAUGGCCACCGAGAGCAUCAACGGAGAGCUGAGGGCUUGCACCAAUCGGACAGUAAAAGGGGAGACGAUGCGGCCGUCGAGUCGGGUUCCCCUCAUGGUUCUCUGUGAUGCCCAUCGGUCACACAUGGUCAAACACCACUGCUGUCCUGGGUGUGGAUACUUCUGCAUAGCGGGCACGUUUCUCGAGUGCUGCCCAGACCAGCGCAUCGCUCACCGCUUUCACCGCGGUUGCGUGACGGUGCUGGGCGGAGGGCGCAGCAGAGCGAACGACGGCGGCAUGCUCUUCUGUCCACACUGUGGUGAAGAUGCCUCUGAGGCCCAGGAGGUCACCAUCCCCUCCUUCAGCUCAGCUACAGCCUCCGCAACCACCGUAGUCACGAUGUCGGCCUCUUCCACCACCACCCCGUCUCUGCCGCCCUCCGCCCCCACAGCACCCUCGCUUACAGCCUCAACAGGAGGGAUGAAAGAUGGGAAGAUGCCCGAAAGACCUGUCAGCGCUCGUAUGCGUAGUCACGGUUUGGUAACGGUGGCGGUGGAGCAGCAGCAGCAGUCCACGCAGCCUGUAGCCUCUGCAGCAACCGCAACCGCCGUCCCCCCUGCAGAGGAGGGAGUGGACAGUGUGGGGCCCUCGCUCUGCAUGCCAAAUGGGAAACCUGUCAGCCCAAGCGCACUACCACCUGGGCCCAGCAGGGCGGCGCUGCAGAAGGCCAUUCUCACGCAGGACACUGAGAGGAAGAAGAAACUGAGGUUCCACCCCCGCCAGCUCUAUCCUGCUGCCAAACAAGGAGAGGUGCAGAGAGUUCUGCUCAUGCUGAUGGAGGGCAUAGAUCCAACGUACCAGCCUGACUCUCAGAACAGACGCUCUGCUCUGCACGCUGCGGCUCAGAGAGGUCUGCUGGAAAUCUGCUACAUGCUCAUACAGGCUGGUGCUAAAGUGGAUGCCCAGGACAAAGACAUGAGGACGCCCCUGUUGGAAGCGAUCAUCAACAAUCACAUUGAAGUGGCUCACUACCUGAUCCAGAACGGCGCCUGUGUCUAUCAUAUUGAGGAGGACGGAUAUACUGGCCUCCACCACGCAGCCAAACUGGGAAACCUGGAAAUUUUGAACAUGCUUCUGGAAACGGGGCAGGUUGAUGUAAAUGCACAGGACAGCGGGGGCUGGACGCCGAUCAUCUGGGCUGCAGAGCACAAACAUGUAACGGUCAUCAAAGCGCUGCUGAACAGAGGAGCUGAUGUCACCAUUAAUGAUAAAUCCCCUCUUUCCCUCCAGGAGCUGAACGUGUGUCUCCACUGGGCAGCGUACGCAGGGAGUGUGGAUAUAGCCGAGCUGGUGUUGAACGCUGGCUGCUCCCUCGCCUCAGUGAACAUGCACGGAGACACGCCGCUCCACAUCGCCGCCAGAGAGGGCUACCUGGAAUGCGUUACGUUGUUUCUAUCCAGAGGCGCAGACAUUGACAUCAUGAACAGGGAAGGAGACACUCCUCUCACCCUCGCACGGCCCGACACGCCGGUGUGGGUGGCUCUCCAGAUCAACAGGAAGCUUAGAAGGGGAAUAACCAAUCGCAUGCUUCGGACUGAACGAAUCAUCUGCAGCGACGUUGCGCAGGGCUACGAGAAUGUACCGAUCCCCUGUGUGAAUGCGGUGGAUGACGAGGGCUGUCCUUCAGACUACAAAUAUGUUUCAGAAAACUGUGAAACUUCAGCAAUGAACAUAGACCGCAAUAUUACACACUUACAGCACUGUGGCUGCACUGACGACUGCUCGUCGAGUAACUGCCUCUGUGGACAGCUCAGUAUCCGCUGCUGGUAUGACAAGGACCAGCGGCUGCUCCAGGAGUUCAACAAAAUUGAGCCUCCGCUUAUAUUUGAGUGCAACAUGGCGUGUUCCUGUUACCGAACGUGCAAGAACAGAGUCGUACAGGCAGGAAUAAAGGUUCGUCUUCAGCUCUACAGGACAGAGAAGAUGGGCUGGGGAGUCCGAGCUCUGCAGGACAUUCCACAGGGAAGCUUCAUCUGCGAGUAUGUUGGGGAGCUGAUCUCUGACGCAGAGGCAGAUGUUCGAGAAGACGACUCCUACCUGUUUGACCUGGACAACAAGGACGGGGAGGUGUAUUGUAUCGACGCCCGCUACUAUGGCAACAUCAGCCGCUUCAUCAACCACCUGUGUGACCCAAACCUCAUCCCAGUGCGUGUGUUCAUGCUGCACCAGGACCUGAGAUUCCCCCGCAUCGCCUUCUUCAGCUCCAGAGACAUCCUCAGUGGACAAGAGCUGGGAUUUGACUAUGGAGACCGCUUCUGGGACAUCAAGAGCAAGUAUUUCACCUGUCAGUGUGGAUCAGAGAAAUGUAAGCACUCGGCCGAGGCCAUCGCCUUGGAGCAAAGCAGGCUGGCUCGAUUGGAGGCUUGUCCAGAGUCGGGAGCCGACUGCGGGAUGAGCCUGAUGGGAAACUCUUAAAAACACUCGCACAGUGGGGCCUUUGGAUCAACUUCAUCCAUUUCACACACGUACAUCAUCAGUCUUUGAUGCAUGGUGCUGUUUUUUUCCUACUUGAAAUGCUCUUUUUCUUCACAAACUUGCCACCUUGAAGUUGAUCGUCAUGGAAGAGGACAUGGGCCUUAACAUUUCUUUUAACCUGUGUGAUUCUGUGCGUACAGUAUGUCUACUGUAUAUCAAGGUGUCCUUCUACCUUGACACAUGAAGCUUGUGCAUUAGCAGUCUGCCAUCAUUUAACUGUCAUAAAUCUGUGGUUUUUCUGUUGUGCCAACAAAUGCAAUGCAUUUUUACACAGUACAGUAGUGGGUCAACCAUUAAACAGCCCAUACUGCACAUAACAAGGACCUGAUGGAUAGUGUCAUUUAGGAUGAUUGUGUUAGCUUUAUUUUCUUUAUUUUUGUACGUAUUACUUUCUUUAUCACUCUUAAGUGUAAUAAAUUAGCUCAUGAGUUGAUCUUUGGGCUCUUUUA